Panicum hallii is the source of this 1421-nucleotide messenger RNA. RefSeq names its product zinc transporter ZTP29-like. Gene Ontology annotation, molecular function: zinc ion transmembrane transporter activity. Lineage: Eukaryota; Viridiplantae; Streptophyta; Magnoliopsida; Poales; Poaceae. The coding region runs from base 204 to 1046 and encodes 280 amino acids. Gene Ontology annotation, cellular component: membrane. The transcript has 13 exons. Gene Ontology annotation, biological process: zinc ion transmembrane transport. The record is from RefSeq and is a predicted model, not a curated record.
UCCACUUGAUGCUCAAUAUCCUUCCCAUUUCAUCAUCAGUUGCCUUUGUAUAUAUAAAUAACCUAAAGGGAGACAAACCCACAUCGAUCCAUCUCCAUCCCAAACCGAUCCAAACACCCAUUCAUCCAGUAAGUGCUUCUCUUCUUCUAGCAGCAGCAGCCUCAAGCUAGCUAGCCUUCAGUCACCUGAUCGAUACGUAUUGCAUGCAUAUGGAUCCGAAAGUUUCUGUUGCUCUUACUCUGUCCCUCGUCGGUGGCUUAAGCACCUCACUUGGUGCACUGUUGGCUAUACUCAAUCGUGCGCCAAAUAACAAAACACUUGGGAUGUUACAGGGCUUUGCUACUGGACUCAUGCUGAGCAUGUCUUUCUUUGACUUGGCUUAUGAUGCCAUCAAUGCGAUUGGUUUUCUGAAAGGAAACCUUUGGUUUUUCGCUGGAGCACUGCUAUUUUCAACAAUUGCUGAUGUUUUCCCUGAGCCAGAUUGCAAUUUGACAGAUCAAAAUGACAAACAGACGGUUGGUGGCAACAUAGCAGGAAAGCAACUUAUGAUGAGACACCGUCGAAGAGUGAUCUUUAGCGUAGUUGUCACAGCAAUUGUUGCCGGUGUGAGUUUGCAAAAUUUCCCCGUGGGUACAGCUGCAUUUCUUGGAACAACAAAGGGCUUCCGUGUUGGUUUGAAUUUGGCUCUUGCUAUAGCUCUACACUACAUUCCCGAGGGUAUUUCAGUAGCUCUCCCAGCGUACUUUGCCACUAGCAGUAAAUGGCAAGCCUUCAAACUAGCAACACUAUCGGGCUUUGCAGAGCCACUAGGUGUAAUUAUUGUGGCAUACAUAUUCCCAAGCAAUUUGAAUCCUGAAAUAUUGGAAGGUCUACUUGGAUUAGUGGGAGGAGUGAUGGCUUUUCUAACAUUGUACGAAAUGCUACCAUUAGCAUUUGAAUAUGCUGGACCCAAGGAUGCUGUUAAAGCAGUAUUUGUUGGCAUGGCCUUUAUGUCAAUGAGCUUGUAUUUCCUCGAUGUUAGCCUCCCAAAGGAGAUGAGUGCUUAACAUGAUUUGCACAAAAACCAAUUGAUGCUAUGGUCAAGAGCAUUACAACAUGGGUGUGGCAAACAAGGUGUUGGUGGGAACUGGGAAGGAUGUGUCUACAGUUCAACAUCAUCAGAUGGUUUCAGAAAUAAUCGAUAAUACAAUGACGGCCAGUGGCAGAUCAGGGGUGGUUAUCAAUAUCCUUGCAGAUAUGUGGCCACAAUCAUCGAGAAAAGAAGCACAAGCAGUUUAGAAAGCAGAUUGUAUAUAUUUUUAGAAAGCAGAAGUAGACACAAACCACUAAUAUGAUGUAAAGUAAAAGAAAUAAAUACUAUAUGAUGAAUGAUUGAUGAACAGUGAUGACUGAAGUUUAAUUUGGUGAUUUUUAUUUUCAGA